GACGGGCAGGGAUGAUCUCGGGGAGGUCGACACUUUCAGAAAGAAGAGGGGCGCAGUCAAAAGACCCUGUAAUGGAAAACAAUCCCAGCCAGAUGGAGACAGGCAGAGGACUGCUUGAAUAAGGGUCUCCUGAAAGCCACAACUGUCUCUGCAUUGAAGAAAGCACAAGCAGGCAGCAGGAAAAGCGAAUGAAAAGCUGGACUGCGAGUUGGCCAUGCUCUCGGCAUGUUGAUCUGCUAAUUAAUAGAAGGGCUGCAGGUUCAACACGGACGCCUGUAGUCAUGAAAGGUGAGCUGCUCCUGCUCUCGAGUGUGGUUUUCCUGCUCCCGGUGGCUUGCGGCUGCCCUGAGGAGUGCCGCUGUCAAGCGUCCUUGAAUUCUGUAGACUGCAGCCGCCAGGGUCUGGCUGAAAUCCCUCCCGAUUUGCCUCCUCAGACUCUCACGCUGCAUUUACAAGAUAACCAGAUACACCAGCUUUCUGCUUCUGCAUUUAGGUCAGUGCCACAGCUCACGACCUUGAACUUGGGCAACAAUUCGCUUUCCAUUCUGGCCCCAGGAGCUUUCCAUGGACUUCGGCACUUGCGGGUCUUAAACCUGACCCAGAACUCCCUACAUUCCUUGGAAAGCGGACUUUUCCAUUCCCUCCCUCAGCUGAGGGAGCUUGAUGUGUCAUCCAACAACAUCAGCCACCUUCCAACCUCCUUGGGUGAGCGCUGGGAGAACCUAACCCUGUUUGCGGUCCAACGAAACCAGCUUCAGCAGCUGGAUCGGGUGCUCCUAGAAUCCAUGUCCAGCGUGAAGCUUCUCUUUCUCAAGGACAACCUCUGGAAAUGCAAUUGCUACUUGCUGGGUCUCAAACUCUGGCUGGAGAAAUUUAUCUAUAAAGGGGGAGUCAUGGACAGUGUCAUCUGUGCGUCACCAGACACCUGGAAGGGAAAGGACCUCCUUAAAAUCCCUCACGAGCUGUACCAGCCCUGCCUUUCACCCUCUCCAGAUCUGGAGUCCUGGCAAGGGCAGCUGCUCGGUCCUGCUCAGCAGGCUGUCCUGAGGCCUCCUAAGAGCCACAGUGUGGAGGAGCAAGACCAGUCAGAGUGUGAGCUCAAACCCAAGCCCAGGCCCGCCAAUCUGCGUCGCGCCUUGGUCACGGUCAUCAUCGCCGGGGUUUUGUGCGGGAUCCUGUGUCUCAUGAUGCUGGUGGCCACCAUCUAUGGCUGCACCUAUGCAGCUAUUGCAGCCCAUUACCGGGAGGCACCCUUGGCUCAAACCAUCGAGCCUGCGAAGACAGAAGGAAAAGAGCUGCUUGACAGCCCGCCAGCUUGAGCGCUUUCGUCUCAAAUAGGAAUAAUCACUUUAGGCCAGAAGAUAGUCUCUGAGGAGGGCUGAUAUGUCCACCGUUCCUGCCUCAUUUUGCUUUUUCCAAAAGAAAACAAAAAGGAUGUGUCUUUAAAAAAUAUUUCGGAGAAGAAAUUUAU
Molecule: messenger RNA, 1471 nt
Organism: Eptesicus fuscus (big brown bat)
Lineage: Eukaryota; Metazoa; Chordata; Mammalia; Chiroptera; Vespertilionidae
Gene: LRTM1
Product: leucine rich repeats and transmembrane domains 1
Exons: 3
Coding region: 189-1319 (376 amino acids)
Cellular component (GO): extracellular matrix
Molecular function (GO): protein binding
Source: RefSeq, a predicted model, not a curated record